AUGGCGGCGAGCCUGUGGCGAGAGGCGAUGGGCGCCGGCGCCCCGGCCGCGGACGCGGACUUCCUGGACUACAUCGAGUUCUGGCACCAGCCCGAGUGCGCGGGGUGGCUGGACAAGCAGGGGGAGCACACCAAGACGUGGCGCCGGCGGUGGUUCGUGCUCAAGCAGGGGAUGCUCUUCUGGUUCAAGGACUCGGACGUCGACCACGCGUCCGUGCCCCGCGGCGUCAUCUUCCUCGCCUCCUGCCUCGCCGUCAAGGGCGCCGAGGGCGUGCUCGACCGCAAGUUCGCCUUCGAGCUCUCCACCCCGGGCGAGACCAUGUACUUCGCCGCCGACUCCGAGGAGCACAAGGAGGAGUGGAUCAACUCCAUUGUCCUCCCACUUGCCGCUCCUGCAGGGACCACAUGGGAUGAAAUUUAUGACAAGGUGGACAUGCUGCGCGCAGGGUUUGGAGCAGAAGGUUUAGAUCCUUAG
Triticum turgidum subsp. durum (durum wheat) is the source of this 474-nucleotide messenger RNA. NCBI's taxonomy places the organism in Eukaryota, Viridiplantae, Streptophyta, Magnoliopsida, Poales, Poaceae. The record is from the annotation of a GenBank genome assembly.